Molecule: messenger RNA, 1398 nt
Organism: Tachyglossus aculeatus (Australian echidna)
Lineage: Eukaryota; Metazoa; Chordata; Mammalia; Monotremata; Tachyglossidae
Gene: OPRM1
Product: opioid receptor mu 1
Exons: 4
Coding region: 1-1251 (416 amino acids)
Biological process (GO): G protein-coupled opioid receptor signaling pathway; neuropeptide signaling pathway; sensory perception of pain
Cellular component (GO): neuron projection; membrane
Molecular function (GO): neuropeptide binding; G-protein beta-subunit binding; morphine receptor activity
Source: RefSeq, a predicted model, not a curated record
AUGGACAGCGUGUCCCCCCCGGCCAACGCCACCGGCUGCUUGGGUGCCCCCGCGCCGCCCUCGGGCUGCGCCCCAGCGGCGCCCGGCGCCUGGGCCAACCUGUCCCGGCCCGACGGCAACCUGUCCGACCCUUGCGGCUGUGCCAACCGCACCCAAGUGCUGCCCGCCGGCAGCAGCCCCUCCAUGGUCACCGCCAUCACCAUCAUGGCCCUCUACUCCGUCGUCUGCGUCGUGGGGCUCUUCGGAAACUUUCUGGUCAUGUAUGUCAUCGUCAGAUACACCAAAAUGAAGACUGCCACCAAUAUCUAUAUUUUCAACCUUGCCCUGGCAGAUGCCCUGGCAACAAGUACUCUGCCAUUCCAAAGUGUCAACUAUUUGAUGGGAACGUGGCCAUUUGGUACCAUCCUUUGUAAGAUUGCUAUCUCCAUUGACUAUUAUAACAUGUUCACGAGCAUCUUUACUCUUUGCACCAUGAGCAUAGAUCGCUACAUUGCUGUUUGUCAUCCUGUCAAAGCCCUUGAUUUCCGUACUCCCAGGAAUGCCAAAAUUGUCAAUGUUUGCAACUGGAUCCUCUCUUCAACCAUUGGGCUUCCCGUUAUGUUCAUGGGAACAACUAAAUACAGGAAUGGUUCCAUUGACUGCACGCUCACAUUUUCCCACCCAUCUUGGUACUGGGAAAACCUGCUGAAAAUUUGUGUUUUCAUAUUUGCCUUCAUCAUGCCAGUCCUCAUCAUUACUGUAUGUUACGGCCUGAUGAUCUUACGCCUCAAGAGUGUCCGCAUGUUGUCUGGCUCCAAAGAGAAGGACAGAAACCUGAGAAGAAUCACCAGAAUGGUUCUUGUGGUGGUGGCUGUGUUCAUAGUCUGCUGGACUCCCAUUCACAUUUAUGUCAUCAUUAAAGCCUUGAUCAAUAUCCCCGAGACCACUUUCCAGACAGUUUCCUGGCACUUCUGCAUCGCAUUAGGGUACACAAAUAGCUGCCUUAAUCCAGUUCUUUACGCGUUCCUGGAUGAAAACUUCAAAAGAUGCUUCAGAGAGUUCUGCAUCCCCACUUCCUCAACUAUUGAGCAACAAAACUCCACCCGAAUCCGCCAAAACACGCGUGAGCACGCCUCCACUGCCAACACUGUGGACCGGACUAAUCAUCAGGAAAGCUGUUUGAAGCCACUUGAGGUUGAAGAAGAGGAUAUUGAAGACCAAAUUCAGGAAGGAAUGGAACUUAGUGAAGAACACAACCACGAUGUCAAAUGAAAACAGUGGAUUUUGUAUCAUGUGUGAUAACUGUACAUGCUUAAUUGGCAUAAACUAUUUUCUUGUCAUUCAAUUACACACUUAACAAGAUUACAUCACUAUUCCUCUUCCUUAUCUACUGGUUACUUGGCACUUUGCAUUAUCAUA